CAGUGAUCGUGGGUGCUUCUUAUUGAGACAUGCUCUAUACAGGCGUAGACGGUAAGAUGACAGACUUGUCUUCAGAUUACGCUCACUCAACUCAUCACCUGCCAGUUACAUUUAUGCGCCGAUCUUGAACCAAACACAGCACAAGGUUCGUCGAACUAAUAUUCCCGUACUAUAGAGCUGAUCAGUUCAUGAAGAUAGCUGCACAUUGCUUUUCUACUCUUUUUGAAAGUGCACUGCUUGGGCUCAUUUCUUAUCUCUUGUAAUAUUAGUCUGUGGUCCUCGUCACAUGUUAUACCUGGGAUAACUUGACUGGACUCGUCACUCGCGACCAUCAUGUCUAUAACCGUGAAAGUCCUUAGAACACAGGAUCUAUAGCAUCUCCGUUGGAGCUAUGAAACAUUUAUCUAGGGGUCUCUGUUUCCAGUUUGAUCGAAUAAGGACUAGAUCUAGAGAACCACUGGAAAGAACCCGUGAAAGAGAUCUCGUGUAAAUCAUCUAAAAAGUGAACUCUGCAUUCGAUGGGAAAAUUGUUGGUGCAAUCAUGUUGCAUUUACCAAGCAGUCUGUUAUUGUGGACGAUACCAUGGAUUCUACCGCAGAUCAAAGGAACUCUUCAAGAUAAAAAUCUGAUCCAUUGUAACUUCGAGCAGCUGGACCUGUGCCCAUUUGAGCAGGACCCGAAUGAUGAGUUAGACUGGGAUCUCUACCACUCUCCUCCAAUGUCACCUCUAAUACAUGGACCUUACCCUGAUCAUACGUACGGACAAGUCAUGGGCUUUGGGGAAGAUGUUGUGGUGGCUAACAUCAUAUCUCGUCAAACAAGACACUACGCGAGACUGGCCUCUCCUCCUAACACGACCGGUGGUGACGCUCGAAUCAUGACCCCUCAUCUCAAGCUCACUGAUGGAAUCGCUGAACUAUCCUUCUACUACCACAUGUUUGAUCCUGUACCAAGCGACUUCAAGGGGACCAUCAAUGUGUAUGGGUGUAACCGAGACCUGGUGUGGAGCAGAUCAGUUAAUCUGGGCAACUUCUGGGUGAAGGCUACUGUCAGGAUAUCAUGCGAUUCACCUUUCAGAAUCAUUUUCGAGGGUGUGAUAGGUGCUAAAGACAGCGACCUAGCUAUUGAUGACGUCGACGUUACAGAUCGGUUCAACACCACCAAGCCUACAGCAGGUAAACCGAUGAAUCCUAAGGGUACCGAACCAGGUGGUUUUACCCCUCGGAGCUCCAACGGGGCUUCAACAGGUGGUAUCACACUCUAUCCUAACGGUGAACAUCCACCAAUAGGACCAGGAACUGAGGAUGUAGAUCCAGACAUAGCGUUAAGUCUAGUCACCGUAGCUGUUGCGCUUUUCGCUGCUACCUGUCUCAUGCUGCUUGUCACCGUUAUAAUCCAUUACAAAGUCUGCAAUCAGCGAAGGAAAAACCAUUACCCAUCACACAUCGUCUACCAUGGACCAUCCUACUAUAACAGAGAUGUGGAGCGUCAUGGUAAUGAAAGGGAAGGUUAUAUGACGCUUAACUUCGAUGGUAGUCGUGCAUCUUCAUCAGGAACAGCUGCUGAGCUUCUAACUAUGUCGGAUCGUCAUGACCUAGCAUCAAAGAAUGGUGAUCGUAUCUCACUAGCUAGCUUCACCAGGGCUAGCUCACUCUCAGAACAAAGACCUAGACUACCAACUAGAAGAGAAAGUAGAACUUUUCCUAUCGUUCGAGAACUCAAAAACCUUCUACAUGCAGUACAUAUGAGAAGGAUACGUACACUAAGCCAACAUCUCUCUGUUGCAGAGAUAGAAAUGUUACGUCACGAGUUAAGUAGUAGAUCAACCACUCCUGCGCAUCCAGAUGUGUCACAUGACCGAACAAUGUCAACUAUUCUCCUAGAUACGAGUGCAUCAACUAUGCGUCCAAUGAGUGAAAUAAGCGAGCAUUUUUAUUAUAGUCUAUUCCCUGAUCCUAACGGCGACGGUGGGGCUCGUAGUCCAGCUCAACGUCGACAUGAUGCCCGUACGCCUCUUGUGUCCGGUCGACCAGCACACACAUCGUCAACGAUGGCCGCUCACGGUGGGCCGUUAGUCGAUCGAACAGGUCGUACUGUAGGACAAAGCCAUGCAUCAUCGACAGGUGAAGAAGGGACACUUUCUACUAUCAUUCCAUCCGAAGAAAGCAGCGGUCCAAUAGAUGACGUGACAUCUACAACCAUUGCUGCUGGUGAUGACAUGGAAAUGGUGGAUAAUGAGAUCUAUGAAUCGUACACGGAGAAUGAAGUGUCUUGCUGAUAUUAUGACUUCUCAAUGACUUGAAGCAAAAAA
This is a messenger RNA of Strongylocentrotus purpuratus (purple sea urchin), 2311 nucleotides long. RefSeq lists its product as uncharacterized. The record is from RefSeq and is a predicted model, not a curated record. The transcript is spliced from 8 exons. NCBI's taxonomy places the organism in Eukaryota, Metazoa, Echinodermata, Echinoidea, Camarodonta, Strongylocentrotidae. Gene Ontology annotation, biological process: nervous system development. The coding region runs from base 542 to 2278 and encodes 578 amino acids. Gene Ontology annotation, cellular component: membrane.